Messenger RNA from Pelagomonas calceolata, 1767 nucleotides. NCBI's taxonomy places the organism in Eukaryota, Pelagophyceae, Pelagomonadales, Pelagomonadaceae. The record is from the annotation of a GenBank genome assembly.
AUGGACGCCGCGCCGAUGGAGGACUCGACGCAGCUCGCGACGACGACGGCGCAGGACCUCGCCUUAAUACCAGAGAUGGACGACGCGAUGACGCGAAUCGCCGCAUCGACCAUAAAGUUCACCGACAAGGUCGCGUCCUACACCUUGAAAUUCAUGGUUUUUUAUGCGGUGCUCUGCGUCUAUGUGCUGAAUCAGUUAAACACGCUGCCGCGCUGUUCGUCUGGACGACGGUGCGCGACACCGAUGCUCGAUCUGACGCAAGACGUCGACGUGUUGAUCCACGCGUCGCUGUCCGGCGACGUCGAUACGAAUGUCGCGCCGACGUACGUCGCGCGCAAUGCCUCGGGCAAAUCCUACGACGCCACGAUCCCUCUGAGCGCGGACGUGCGCAAGGGCGGCGCGCCGCUGACGGCCCACGUCUUCCUCCUUCCAUCCAGACAAGGCGACUGGGACUGGUCCAACGACACCGCGGCGUUGGCACGAGCUUUUUUUGUCGGCUCCGCGCCCUUGACGGUUUUGCGACGCGUCACGAGCCAGCGCAUGAAGCCGCGGAAGCUGCUCCAGGCGGACGCGUAUGUCGAUCGGGACGAUGUUGGGAGCACGGCGUCGCACUGGCGGUUCGGGCGCUGGCCUCUCGUCGUCCGGAUGUUGGAUGGGGGCGACUUGGAUUACGAGCGGGCCAUCCUGGAGCAGCAGCACCACCUGGGCGUGGGCAUCCGGGCGCGCCACGGGCGCUACUUCCCGGUUGUCCACGUCGACGAAAGUCUGGCGUUGGCCACGCACGCGCUGCCGAUCUCGCGGAACACGUCGUUUCCGGACCCUAUCCUAAAGCUCCAGGUCAAGACGGCGUCUCCAUUACAUUUUGGGCUGCGGAAGACGCUGGCUUCGCAGUUAUUGCAGUUCGCUGCCGUCGCCAUGCCCGAGGCGCAGGUCGACGAGUUGCGGUGGCAGAUCUCGGACCGGCGGGUGUUUCGCUUCGCCGCGCAGCAGCUCGUGUCCUUAGUACACGUGGCCUUCGACUACCUGGCCUUUUCCGAGGACGUCGGCUUCUAUGUCGGGCGGGAGACCUUUCAUGGUAUAUCAAAAGCCUCUCUGGUGUGGAACCUGGUGCGCGAUUUGAUUCUGUACCUGUACCUCCAGGAGCAGGAGGCGGGGUUAGUUGUAUUAUUUGGGCUGAUGCUGGCUUUACUAUCGGACUUCUUCAAGAUCCAGCGCGUUUUAAAACCUGCGUUAGUUAUACGGCCGCGGUUUCCCCUCUUCUUUAUCGUGACGGCGCCAUUAAGGACGCCGCCGGCGAAGGCGACGGCCAAGUACGACAAGGAGGCGACGUCCCAUUUAUACCUUGCGACGUUCCCCAUGCUCUUCGGCGUCGCGUUGUACUCGUUAGUGCACGACGUCCACCGCACGUACUAUGGAUGGAUCGUGUCGUCGUUGGCCGAUUUGGUCUAUUACUUCGGCUUCAUCAUGAUGACGCCCCAGCUCUACAUAAACUACAAGCUGCAGUCUGUCGCGCACCUCCCGAUCCGGGUCUUCGCGUACAAGAUCUUCAACACGUUCGUCGACGACGUCUUCGCCUGGGUCGUGAAGAUGCCGCUGAAGCACCGCCUCAUGACGCUGCGCGACGACGUCGUCUUCGUCGUGUUCCUGUACCAGUGGUGGACGUAUAGGAUCGAUUCGACGCGGCCGAACGAGUACGGUUUUGCGGCGGACUACGGCGGUGUUCAGGCGGCUGCCGAGGACUCGUCGGAUUCGGAGGAGGAGGAUUAA